CUGUGGAUGGAUUAACCAGGUCCUGGCUGAUUCUGCCCUGUGCUGCAAGUAGCUUCCAAUAUUCCCCCGAAACUCCCUACCAGGCACAUGGAGCUGACGGAGACCAACCGUGAUCACUCAGGAGUGCACAAUUUGGCCUUCCAGAAUGACAGUGAUGAUGAUGUGAAUGAUAGAAAUCUGAAAGGCCUUGGAGACAAUUCUCAGAGAAUCAAGAAUUCACAAAAUAAGGAAACAGUGCAUACUAACCAGGGGGAUGAAUACAUCAAUAUUGAGAGUGAUCUGCAUGAAAACAAACGUGCCUCCAUAGACGACGAGCAACCACGCUUGAAAGGGCUUUUAGAAAAAAAAUAUGAUGAAGUCUGUGAAUUUUGCAAGAAACAUAAAACCAGAAUUCAUUAUGUGAUCUAUGGAAUUUUAAUAACAGCAUACUUGGCAGUUGUUAUUGCAGCCUGCAGUUUGAAUUUUCAGAGAGCUUUGCCACUCUUUGUCAUCACUGUCCUAGCCAUCUUCUUCAUCUGCUGGGAUUUUUUAAUAGCGAAGUAUGAAGACAGAAUUUCUGCAUUCUUUUCCUCUGGAGACCGAUAUCUGAAAAAACAGUGGUUUUGGCUGAAAUGGGUGUUGUGUGCAACUCUCAUUAUAACCAUCACCUGCUGGCUCAUCUUUGACACAACAAAACAAGGAUCCCAUCAGCUAAUCUCCUUUGGUGGGCUUGUGAUGUAUGUUCUCCUGAUGCUUAUCUUUUCCAAAUAUCCAACCAGAGUUUCUUGGAGACCUGUAUUUUCAGGAAUAGGAAUGCAGUUUAUUCUUGGGAUUCUUAUUCUGAGGACCAAAGUGGGGUUUGAUCUGUUUAACUGGCUAGGCAUUCAGAUCCAGACUUUUCUGGCGUACUCUGAUACAGGUGCCAAGUUUGUGUUUGGUGACAAAUACACUGAUCAUUUCUUUGCUUUUAAGGUACUGCCAAUUGUGGUUUUCUUCAGUACAGUUAUGUCUAUGCUUUACCACAUUGGAUUCAUGCAGUGGCUUAUUGGAAAGGUUGGUUGGAUAAUGCAUGUCUUCAUGGGGACAACUCCUGUUGAGUCUCUGGUAGCUGCAGGUAACAUAUUUGUGGGACAGACAGAGUCUCCUCUCCUGGUACGGCCCUACUUACCAUACAUCACCAAAUCUGAACUCCAUGCAGUCAUGACAGCAGGAUUCUCAACUAUUGCUGGAAGUGUCUUAGGAGCAUAUAUUUCUUUUGGGGUUUCCUCCUCCCAUCUACUGACUGCUUCUGUCAUGUCAGCACCAGCAUCCUUAGCUGUCUCCAAAUUAUUCUGGCCUGAAACUGAAAAACCUCUGGUAACUCUGAGGAGUGGCAUACAAAUGGCAAAAAGUGAAUCAAAGAAUCUGCUGGAAGCAGCCAGUCAGGGUGCCUCUACCUCCAUCGGGCUGGUAGCAAACAUCGCCGUGAAUGUGAUCUCCUUCCUUGCCCUGCUGAGCUUCCUUGACUCAGCACUUUCUUGGGUGGGCAAUUUGUUUGACUAUCCACAGCUGACCUUUGAGAACAUUUGUGCUUAUGUCUUCAUGCCAUUCUCUUUCAUGAUGGGAGUAGACUGGGAAGACAGUUUUAUUGUUGGUGGACUACUAGGUUACAAAACUUUCUUCAAUGAAUUUUUGGCUUAUGAGCGCCUUUCCAAACUGAUUCAAAAUCGAGAAAAGGGUGGAAGCAUGUACAUUAAUGGUGUGAAACAGUAUAUGUCAGUUCGCUCUGAAGUCAUCGCCACCUAUGCUCUCUGUGGAUUUGCCAACUUCGGCUCCCUGGGACUGGUAAUAGGAGGCCUGACAAGCAUUGCUCCCUCAAAAAAGCAGGAAAUAGCUGAUGGUGCUUUCAGGGCAAUGAUUGCGGGAACUGCAGCCUGUUUCAUGACAGCCUGUGUCGCAGGGAUGCUGACUGUCCCUGGUCUUGAAGUUCCUUGCCACAUCUUAUUAGGAAAUGCUUCCAACUUCACGGAUUUCCCUGCAAACAGCACAGAGCUGGUUGAAUGUUGCAAGCAUCUCUUCAACAGUGCAAAUCAUUCAGAGGAGAUCUUUCCUGGAGGAAACUACAGUCUGAAUUCCUGGAAAGUGUGUUGCCAAAUACCGAGUCAACCUGCUUUUCAUUGCCCUUAGGUUAAGUUUUCAUUUUUUUGACAGCAUAAAUCAUAUAUGAACUGUGUUCCAUGGAAGAAAGGAAAUAAAGAAUUUCCUUUGCUACAAGUGUGAAUUUUCCCCAUGCAAUCUCUUACCAGCCCAAUUCCUCUGACUUGCUCAGAAUUAUUUAUAAAUUAAACAAGGAUAAAGAGAAGAUACGUCUUGCUGCAGAAGAACAUUUCUAAGCCUGAUUCUCCCACCCUGAAACUAACUAAUUUAACUAACUAAUUUUCAAGAUUAAACUGCUAUAGGCAUGGAGAAAAUCAGAUUCAGAAGAUUUGGCUGCCACUUACAAAAAGCUAUGAACUAGAAAUAAUAUUUGGAGUUGCCAUCAAUUUCUAAUAGUAUUUCUGCCCUUUUUGAUGGCAAAGAAGUCUUUAUUGCAUAAAGAGAAAUGACUACUCAGAAAUCUGCAUUUUCUGCAGAGAUAGCUAUAUUUAUACACACACACACACACACACACAUAUAUAUAUACACACACAUAUAUAAAUACAUACAUAUAUAUAUUCCUACCUAUAUCUAGGUAGCUAUAGCUGCAAAUGAACUGAUCUGAAAACCUGUUCUACCUCAUCAGCUUUGCCAUUGAAACACCCAGCCUGGGGGCUAGCCACUCUAUGCCACAGCCUACCUCCUCCUCUUGCCCACAGGAGAGUGCAGGAGGUUGGUCCCUAUUUAGAGUUAACUCAUAUGAAUGAAAAUGUCCAGCAUCCCAAGUAAAGUUUCCUGUAUUCUUCUAAACCUAUGUUUUUAACCGCUGAAAAUUGAUCCUGGAGUCAUCAAACAGGAACCUUUACACACAUUUGACCAUUAUCAAAUGCUGGAAGAAUCAGGUCCAUACCAUGACUAUUCCCUGUCAAGCAAAUUUAAGGUAGGAGACCUCUACAGGAGGUAGAAAAGAAGAAGAAGAAAGUAUAUUAUAAUUUUAAGCUUCAGAACUUUCAUGGACUCAAAAACUGAUAAAUUCUGUGAAGAAAUAGGGAGAGAUAGAGAUGGAGAGAGAGCGAUUGCUAUCCUAUGACAUCAUUAAUGCUAAAGACUUGGGAAAAAAGGUCAGAAUUAAAGUACAGGAACAUCAGAAAAUUCUGACAUGUUCUGCAAAUAAAAAUUGUGCAGAUGGUCUAUUCAGGUAAAGCAAUUACUAACUUUUCAAUCUUCCAAUAAUUGCUGCAGAAUCUUUUCCAGGAAAUCCAAGUUCAUUAACUUAGACAGCUGCCAGUACAGCUAUUUCCAGGGGUUAUUUAUUUGAACUUACUGUGAAAGUGCUAGCUUCCUGUAAAGCUCAGUUUAUUAACUUAAUCUCCAGAAAAGUUAUAAAUGUCAGUAUUGCUAGUACUUGUGGAGUUUUACCUCUGCUUUUAUAUUGCUAGGUGUUUUUCUUUGGUCUCAUCCACCUAGGUUUAGGAGACUGUAUGUCAUCUUCCAUUUUCAGUGAUUUUAAAGGAUGUUGAUAAUUCUGAUUAGUCCAAAUAUGUGAUCAUACAUUUAAUAUGAACCCAACCUAAAGAAAAUGCAUGGAUUUGAUCCAGCAUGCUGGUUAUAGCAGGGGUUAGAUUUCAAAUAAGUUCAGAGCCUGAAAUAAAUAUAUUAUU
Parus major (Great Tit) is the source of this 3755-nucleotide messenger RNA. RefSeq names its product solute carrier family 28 member 3 (gene SLC28A3). Bases 88 to 2145 code for a protein of 685 amino acids. Gene Ontology annotation, cellular component: membrane. Gene Ontology annotation, biological process: purine nucleoside transmembrane transport; pyrimidine nucleoside transport. NCBI's taxonomy places the organism in Eukaryota, Metazoa, Chordata, Aves, Passeriformes, Paridae. The transcript is spliced from 18 exons. Gene Ontology annotation, molecular function: pyrimidine- and adenosine-specific:sodium symporter activity; purine-specific nucleoside:sodium symporter activity. The record is from RefSeq and is a predicted model, not a curated record.